AUGCAAUCACAAAUUCCGAGGUCUUCAAUCACUCCCGACCCUUUCCAAAACUCCCACACCCGUUGGCUCGCCCUCACCCACCGCGCUCCCUCUGCCCAUUCAUCCUUUCUCUACGGCGUCAAAUCCACCAAGAUCUACUGCCGCCCCACCUGCUCUGCACGCCUUGCUCGAAGAGCCAAUGUCGUGUUUUACGACACUGAAGACCAAGCCCAACGCGACGGAUUCAGGCCGUGCAAGAGGUGUAAGCCGGAUAACGCGACCUUCUUUGGAGAGGGGGAGGAGCUUGUCACAAGAGCAAUAGCACUUUUGCGGAUAAGGAAGGAUGAUUUGACGAUGAAAAGGGGCUUAAAGGAGUUGGCGAAAGAGGUGGGAGUUACGCCGAGUUAUCUCUGCCGUGUGUUUAAGAAGACGAUAGGGAUUACGGUAGGGACGUACAUCAAGGAAUUUGAAAUGGAGGCAAGCGAGAGCGAGACGGAGGGCUCAGUCCAAUCUCCCAGCAACGUCGAAGGUCGGAAGGGAGAGCCGGCGGAGGAGGAUGUGGGAAACCUCGAAGAGGCUCUUGACUUGGACUUCGAUUUCGACGAAUGGUUCUGGACUGAAGACUUCUCGAAUGACAGCAUCUACGGAUGA
Messenger RNA from Endocarpon pusillum Z07020, 630 nucleotides. RefSeq lists its product as uncharacterized. The coding region runs from base 1 to 630 and encodes 209 amino acids. The transcript is spliced from 2 exons. Gene Ontology annotation, biological process: DNA repair; regulation of DNA-templated transcription. The record is from RefSeq and is a predicted model, not a curated record. Gene Ontology annotation, molecular function: DNA-binding transcription factor activity; zinc ion binding; methyltransferase activity. NCBI's taxonomy places the organism in Eukaryota, Fungi, Ascomycota, Eurotiomycetes, Verrucariales, Verrucariaceae.